AUGGAUAACAUACCGUAUUUCCUGGCCACCGUGCUCAUUUUCUCCAUCGGGUUCAGGAUAGAAGAGGGCAUGUGCCAACACUACUACCUCCUCCGUCCCAUUCCAAGCGACAGCCUGCCCAUAGUGGAACUCAAGGAGGACCCGGAUCCCGUACUGGACCCUAAAGAGCGGGAUCUGAACGAGACCGAACUCAGAGCCAUUCUAGGCAGUCACUUCGAGCAGAACUUCAUGUCCAUCAAUCCUCCAGAGGACAAGCACGCGGGACAGGACGAGCUGAACGAGUCGGAGCUCAUGAAACAGCGUCCCAAUGGCAUCAUGCCCAAAGAGAUCAAAGCCAUGGAGUUUGAUAUCCAGCACGGGAAGAAACACAAGCCCAGCAAGAAGCUCAGAAGACGGCUUCAGCUGUGGCUCUGGUCCUACACCUUCUGUCCGGUGGUGCACACAUGGCAGGACUUGGGGAACCGAUUCUGGCCCCGUUAUUUGAAAGUGGGCAGCUGCUACAAUAAACGCUCUUGUUCGGUUCCAGAAGGGAUGGUUUGCAAACCUGCCAAAUCCAGCCAUUUGACGGUUUUGCGAUGGAGGUGCGUGCAGAGAAAGGGUGGACUCAAAUGCGCCUGGAUACCCGUUCAGUACCCCGUGAUAUCAGAGUGCAAAUGCUCUUGCCCGAACUGA
Messenger RNA from Danio rerio (zebrafish), 672 nucleotides. It is a transcript of the gene nog3, whose product is annotated as noggin 3. Lineage: Eukaryota; Metazoa; Chordata; Actinopteri; Cypriniformes; Danionidae. Gene Ontology annotation, cellular component: extracellular region. Gene Ontology annotation, biological process: negative regulation of cell differentiation; negative regulation of BMP signaling pathway. The record is from RefSeq and is marked provisional.